This is a messenger RNA of Fusarium vanettenii 77-13-4, 697 nucleotides long. RefSeq lists its product as uncharacterized. The transcript has a single exon. The record is from RefSeq and is a predicted model, not a curated record. NCBI's taxonomy places the organism in Eukaryota, Fungi, Ascomycota, Sordariomycetes, Hypocreales, Nectriaceae. Bases 80 to 499 code for a protein of 139 amino acids.
CUCAAUUGACCAGAGAGUCUAUGCCUUGAUGUUCAAGUAAUCCUACAGCUUCAAUUGCAUUCACAUCAUCACCAUCGCCAUGCCUCUCUUCCGUAACGUCCUCCGCGCGACUCAAACCACCGUCCGCCCUCUCCACACGACUUCUCGACUACGGGUGCCCUACAAGGACUCUCAAGACCGCGAAUCGCUGCGCCCGGUGAGCAACGAGAACACAAAGUCUGGGCGUGACGAGCAGAUGACUAGCGAGCACGCUGAUACGGCCUUUGACCCCAACACGACACGACCAGAGGAAGAAGCUGCCCAGACACGGCAAAGCACCAGCAAGAAGGGCCCUGAGGGCGAAGAUCCUCUGCACGCGAGCGGUGCGAAUCAAGACAUUAGCAAGCCGUUGGGAGAUGAGAAUACGAUCAAGAAGACUGGUGCUGGGAAAGAGACAUCCAAGGGAGGGGCAAGCCGGAAAGGAAGUGCGUCAAAGAAGGGACAGCCGAAGAAGGCGUGAGUUUGGGAACUACAAUGGAAGUCAAGGGGUCUAGUGCAAGAUGGACGACUUUUUGGAGGAGACGCUGGAGUUCGGUACUCAGGGCUACCGUUGACUCGUGGAUGAGUCGGUUACCAAGGCCAUAUUCUCUAAUGAACGAGCUACGGCUAUAGUGCCAGGCGAGACUACCAAUACCAACCUGUGGCUAUGCCUUGACAC